UUGGACAUUCUAAUUUUAUCUAAGGGUAAUUUUAUAUCUUAUCUACCAAAUACAUGUUCCAGAAGAAUUCCCAUCCCUCUUUCAUCUUCCGUGUCCCAACCCUAGAUUUUUAACUCAGCUCCAUACACAGGAGCAUCUAGAAGUACACUUCCUAUUAUAGUAAAGCUUUUUUAGUGUUAUAGUAGAGAGAUAGAGAGCGCCGAUUGAAGAACUAGGAGUUGCGUAUACUGUUUCUGCAUCACCAACUAUCUGAUCACAAGCCUGCAAGCUCAAUGUUUGUGGAAGAAGUUGAAAUAUUUUUUAUGACAGAAAGCUCCAAAGAGUUCUUAGUUUUGACACUUCCACUCGAUAUUGAAGAGUAAGACUUAAAAGCUUUUUCAAACAAAUAGUCAUCAAGAAUAAUAGUAAGUGAUUCGGUAUUAACAGCACAAAUUUGGUGUUUUCGGUUAGGAAUCACAAUGAAGCAUUGCGUACAUAUGUAUUUUAAGGCAAAGGCGAAUCCAGGAACUAGAUUCAGUGGAUUUAGAAUGUCAUAUAUAAUGGACAAGCCUUCAAGGUCUGAUACUAUCUGAUGUUUAUUGUUGUUUUUGUUGUUGGUGGUAUAGGGAGUUAAUAGAUAUUAAUUUGGCUUAUCCGAAACAUUACAUUUAUAGUAGUGGAAGGGGCUAUUAGUUGAAUUGUUGUAGUAUUGCAGUGUGAGAACUAUUUUAUUCAUAAUGUAUUAAGACAGAAUUCAUGUUGAGAGGCUUUAGUAUUUGACUUCUUUUUUUUUUCUAACUUUAUUGCCCGCACCUCUGCUAUUCUAUCCGGUACUUGUUACCUCCAACCAACAUAGGUACCGUGUAAUAUAGCUGUGAAUCGCAUUGAAGACGGUUUUCAUAUAUUUUUAGAUAGUAGAGGACGGACUUUCUUUUUAAAGGAGGUAGAUGUAGAAGACGAGGAUUCUGUCUUUUUCGUCAUCCUCAGGUGAGGAUACUGAUGAGCAAACCAGUAGUAAACGGCCAACAAUAUCGAAUAGUUGUAAUUAUGAUACUGCUGACUCUUAAGUCAGCUACUCAGAGUAAUGUGAGUGGUGAGGAAGUCUUAUCUUAGGGAUAGUUUUUGGGAGGAAGUCGACUAAAACAAAUAGGCUUCCCGAGGAAGGCUGUGAUGCCAGUAUUAUGAGGACAGACUCAUUGAAACUUGCCGAAAUGGCAGCUGAUCUGUUACAAAUGAAGUGGUCUACUAAUCUUCCCCCCAAGAGGUACAAUAAAGAUUAUGGCAUACCAGUUUCUGCCCUAGAUAUGUCAAAGGGUGCUGAAAAAGAGGACUUGCAAAUAAAUGACAAAAAAGAUGAUAUGAGUUCUCUUGCAUAUGGCAACAUGUUAGAAAAUCUUGAUUUCCGUGAGCCUGCUCAUGAGAAGGAUGAUGGUUCUCGUCCAAGAUUCCAGACUCGAGAGAAGUCUGUCAAGAAAAUUGGCAAACAUGUGUUAUUUUCAGCAUCUGAGAAUGCCACUAGUGUGUCCAUUGUCCAAGAUGUUGAAGAUUAUAGUCGUGAAGAAAGCUUAAGAAUUUAUGGUGAGAGUGGUGAAGAACGUAUAGUUAACGCUGAUCAUGAUGCCAUGGGUGGUACAUGUAUAUCUGAGGUGGCGAGCCCCAGUUCAAUAUGUGUGAACUCCCCUGGUGAGAGUGAUCCUAAUGAAUCCAGUGGCAGUUUUGUCCCACUUACUGUUUCUUCAUCAGAAAGCAUAGAGGAAGAACACCUUGUCUUUGGUGAUAUUGAUGAUUGUUGUGACACUGUAGACAGAUGCACGGAGUCUUCUUCUUCAGAUUAUAAGGAAAAAGAAGAUUACCCUCCUGCAUCUUUAGGCUCUCCUGAUAUCGAAGACUAUCGACUACCAAACUAUGAUUCUGGUCCUACUUUAGACAAGUCCAUCCAAAGCGAUCUGUUAAAUGUUGCAGAUAAAAGAAAACUCAAAACUGUAUCAAGCAAUGUUGACAUCCCGACAAUAGUUCAGGACAAAGAACCUAUGCGGAUGGCCAGAUCUUUACCUAAUAGGUGGCCUCAUGAUAAUGAUUUUCGUUCUAACCCUGAGAACUUACAUUCACCAAUUGUACUAGGGACAACAGAAGUUGCUGAAUUCUCGGAGGAGGUGAAAAAUGUUUCAGCAACCCCAGAAAUUGCUGGUGAUAGAGAAAAGGAUGCGCCAAGACCAAAGAUUUCUAAGAAGGAAAUAAUGUUAAACACUCCAACAUCUGAACAGCUGGCUACUUUGAAUCUGAAGGAGGGAAAGAAUAUAGUUGUUUUCACAUUCUCGACCGCAAUGCUGGGGAAACAGCAG
Capsicum annuum is the source of this 2321-nucleotide messenger RNA. RefSeq names its product phosphatidate phosphatase PAH2. The record is from RefSeq and is a predicted model, not a curated record. NCBI's taxonomy places the organism in Eukaryota, Viridiplantae, Streptophyta, Magnoliopsida, Solanales, Solanaceae. Gene Ontology annotation, molecular function: phosphatidate phosphatase activity.